This is a messenger RNA of Symbiodinium sp. CCMP2592, 2610 nucleotides long. The record is from the annotation of a GenBank genome assembly. Lineage: Eukaryota; Dinophyceae; Suessiales; Symbiodiniaceae.
AUGAAGCUCGAGCACAUGCUGGUCUUUUCUCUGUUCGUGGGCGCCUUGGGCCAUGGUGCCCUGACCAAGCCACUGCCCCGCCUGGUGUCAGGUCAGCAGUACUGCCCCUGGUGUGUGGGCGAACACCAGCCGGUCACGAAUCCGUCCGGCGUGGUCAACAUAGAUGCAGAGCCGACCUCACCCUGCCUUGGCUCUCAAAUAGGUGAUGCCCCCUAUCCUGCCAGCAACUAUAACAACUAUCGAGUUGCUACUGCUCCAGCCGAGCCUUCCUACACGGCCGGUGGCAAACUGGAAGCAAACGUUGUGCUGGAUGCUGAUCACAAUGGACUUGCCAUCUUCGACUACUGCCCACACUCCGAAGCCCAGACAGAGGACUGCUUCAGGUCCCGGCAGAUCAACGACUGGACUGAUGUCCAUGCGUACUGGGAUGCCUCGAAUCAGCCAGGGUUCGCAGAUUCGCAGAUUCACACGUCGGACAAAUGCCAGAUCAUAGGGUUCUCCAAUUUGCACACGGGUCCAUUUAAAUGCAUGUCUCUUGAAUUCUCUGUUUAUGUCAUCAGCGUCAUGUACACAACACACGAGCCGGUUUGGAUACAAAGUGUUCCUUAUGGCAUGGUCAUCGGACGCCGCCAACUGGGGUACCGGGAGGAAGUCAAGCCGGAGGAGCAGACCCGGUCUUGGCGCGUCCCCGGUGUACCUAUGCACUGGGGAGAACAAGCCGUGAAGGAGGUGCUCGCAGGGGCUGGGCUCACUGCGAUAGCCCUGACCUCGCGAAUGGUGCGGAAGGGCAAGGCUACUUGGUUCCUACGUGCCAGGGGCACGGAGGAGAUCACGCAAGUGCCGGUCACGGAAGGCGCUGACAGGCUUGACUUGUUUGUCUUACCGGCUCAGGUCGCUAGGCGCCAGAUUGGACAGAGGACCCCGCUUAAGCCUGAACGGGCACAGAUGUUCACCCGUGAGAAGUUCAUCAUCCAGGUGGGUUCGUCACAGACCGCCGCCAUGGAGACUGACGGCGACGGCAAGGAGACUCCCGUGGGAAAGCGGUGCAUGACCGAGGUCAGGGCUGUUCCUGAGGGAGUAAAGCUGGAGACCAAAGCGCGGGACGGCAAUUGCUUGUGCCACUGCCUUGGGGAUGGCCUGACCUUCUUGAAGGGUGACAAGAAGAAGCGACCGGCGAGCCUCGUGCGCGCCGACUUGCACGACUACAUGAAGCGCAAGGCCACUGAGUUUGCGGGCUGGUGGGAUGGCCGGGACACCAAGGACCAGCCUGACACGCUGCAGACCUUUGCGGCGUACCUAGAUGAGAUGAUUGGCGAGGGGCGGUACUUGCGACUAUUGGAGUUGGCAGCUGCUGCGAGGGCUUUCGACCUCUCCAUCGUGGUGGUGCCAGUUGCAGCUUCGGACCCCCCGACACGCCACGGAGAGGGUUCGCGCACGCUGGCGUUAUGGUACCAUGGUGACCAUUAUGACCUGCUCCUUCCAGAGGACACGACCAAGGACUACCCGGCGGUGAUCACUUUGGCGACAAAUCUGGAGGACGGGGCGGUGGGGGACACGGUGGGGCGCCCUGGCAAGCGGAAGACUUCGCAGGAUGUGGCUGCGGAGGGUGAUGAUGAUGCCUUCACCGUCUAUUCGCGCAGGGCUGCUGAUCACCUCAGGCCGCGGUCUGAGGGGAGCCAUGCACCCCAGAAGGCCGGGGCGCCUUCCCAAGCGUCCGGGGCAAGUGCUGCCAAGGUGGGCAAAUCAUCCAGCAGUGCUGUGGGCACUGAGGUUAGCAAGGUCACUCUCUUCACCAUGUGGGGCGGCCGCCAUGUUGUCAGGGAGCCUGUGAUUGCCGAGAAGAUGGAUGACGAGGUGGCCAGUCAGGAUCUGCAGCAUGUGGUUGAGUAUUAUCGCCAUAGCCACUUGCAGAAGUGGCAUCCGGACAAGAAGGCUCAAUGGGCGUGCUUCAAGCGGUGGAAGUUCGCUGCUGUUCUCAAUGCUCGUGAUCGCUGCGAGGGUCGGCAACAGCAUGGCAAGGUGGCUCACCCAGGUGUGCCGAAGGCGUGGCGGAAGGGCCCCAGUGACAAGGGCAAUUACACCAAGGCCACGGUUGUGCGCAAGGCAGCUGGAGUUGCCGGACACAUCAUGCGGCGCAAAGCUGGCAGCUAUGGCGCCCACGACGUUGCGCUCCACCGGAUUCGCCACCUGGGUGCACGGGGCAAGAAGCCGCGGAAGACGGCAGUGGCUUACAUCUGCAGGCGCUGCGCGGCGUACGGGGCCUCGCCGGCAAACUUCAUUGACAAGUUGUGCCAAUCGCUUGAGGAUGAGCACCCGGCGGAUCUCACGGACGGGGUUAGGGCCGUGCUUCACGUCAUCGAUGAGGUUAAGGCGAGGCUUCAGCAGGACAGGGACAAGCUCGCUGAGGAGCACGGGGCGAAGACGCAUCAGUUGAAGGCUGUGGCGUGGCCGUUCCAUCAAGGUGACGACAUCAACUUUCGGGUUCGGUUUCUGUGCGUGCGCUGCCACUUCCAUGCGAUCAAGCGCCACUCUUUCCGGGAUGUUGAGUGUGGCACCCUGGGCAAGCGCCGACGCUUCGCGCAGGAGGAGCGUUUGUUAGCCAUGACUUGA